Messenger RNA from Saccharomyces mikatae IFO 1815, 975 nucleotides. It is a transcript of the gene MHT1, whose product is annotated as S-adenosylmethionine-homocysteine S-methyltransferase MHT1. The transcript has a single exon. The coding region runs from base 1 to 975 and encodes 324 amino acids. The record is from RefSeq and is a predicted model, not a curated record. Lineage: Eukaryota; Fungi; Ascomycota; Saccharomycetes; Saccharomycetales; Saccharomycetaceae.
AUGAAGCGCAUUCCAAUAGAAAAACUAUUAAUUGAGCACCCUCAAAAAGUUCUUGUUCUUGAUGGUGGACAAGGUACAGAACUAGAAAACAGAGGGAUCAACAUAAAUAGCCCAGUAUGGUCUGCAGCGCCCUUUGUAAGCGACUCCUUCUGGGAGAAAUCUUCCCGUGAAAGAAAGGUGGUUGAGGAGAUGUACAGAGACUUUAUGAAUGCUGGAGCGAACGUAUUGAUGACAAUUACAUACCAAGCGAACUUUAAAAGUAUAUCCAAGAAUACUACAAUCAAAACUCUGCCUGCUUACAGGCGUUUUCUCGAUCAGAUCGUGUGCUUCAGCCGGAGGCUUAUUGGCGAGGAGAGGUACUUAAUCGGAAGUAUCGGUCCAUGGGCAGCCCAUGUUUCUAGUGAAUAUACUGGUAACUAUGGUCCUCAUCCAGAAGAUAUUGAUUACUAUGAAUUUUUUAGGCCUCAAUUGGAUACUUUCAACGAAAAUGAAGAUAUCGAUCUUAUUGGUUUUGAAACGAUUCCGAAUUUUCAUGAGCUAAAGGCUAUAUUAUCUUGGGGCGAGGAUAUUAUUUCGAGGCCUUUCUAUGUGGGGUUGUCAGUGCACGAUAAUGGUUUGCUUCGUGAUGGUACCACUUUGGAAGAAAUCUCUGCCCAUAUAAAAGGUCUCGGGAGUAAAAUUAACAAAAAUUUCUUGUUAUUGGGAGUGAAUUGCAUAAGCUUCAAUCAGUCCACAUUGAUUUUGAAAGCUUUACACGAGGUUUUACCAGAUUUUCCCCUGCUGGUUUAUCCAAAUAGUGGAGAAAUAUACGAUCCCAAGGAGAAGACGUGGUACCAUCCGACCGAUAAGCUAGAUAGUUGGGACGUUACAGUGAGGAAAUUUAUCGAUAGCGGUGCACGCAUUAUUGGCGGUUGUUGUAGGACCUCCCCCAAAGAUAUCGCGGAAAUUGCAGCAUCUGUAGAUACCUAUUCCUAG